Messenger RNA from Lodderomyces theae, 636 nucleotides. RefSeq lists its product as uncharacterized. The coding region runs from base 1 to 636 and encodes 211 amino acids. Lineage: Eukaryota; Fungi; Ascomycota; Pichiomycetes; Serinales; Debaryomycetaceae. The transcript has a single exon. The record is from RefSeq and is a predicted model, not a curated record.
AUGAACAAAAUUCCCAAACGAUUCGAACAAUACUUCAAGUAUGCAGUCGGCUUUAGAUGCAAAGUAGUCCCACCUCCCAAGACCACGUCUGAGCUGCAAUUCAUUGUUCAAAAUUUGCGAAAGCUCGCCUCGGUUGACUUUUUAAAGUCUACAAAUUUGAACCUGGAGGACAUUAUUGAAAAUGGCUAUCAACUCGAUAUCCUAUUUAACCCGGUACAUACAAAGAGCUUGUUUCUGCCUGUAUCAGUGAGCGACGAACCUGAUCAGAUAAACACACUGCAUUCGCGAAAUAUUGCUGCUCGAGAUAAACUUGUCAAACAAUUGGAGAAUUUGAUUGCAAUACCAAGGUACUUGUAUGUGCAGAACGACGAAAAGUUUCUCAAUAACGAACGUCAGAUCCAAUUUACACACAAGUUGCAUGAAAGAAACCUAGAUCUCGCCGGGAAGUACGAUUUGUCGUUGGCUUCAUUGGAUAACCCAUUGAUAUCCAUAACCCAAUGCGACGACAAGGUGAAAGGUUUCAGCCUACGAGCGGCAAUCAGAAGUGAUGUACAGCAUUUCCACAAAUUUCAAAACAUAGAGAUUCACAAAAACCAUCGAUACAUUUUAAAUCAACUUGAAUCAAAUUCAUUCUGA